UGGGAAUGUGGGAAAGGACACCCCUAUUCUUCGAAUAGAAUUUCCCUGCUAGCCAAGAUGGCGGACUAAGUUUGUUAUUUUGGAUGCGUAUCUAAAAUUCGGUCGUCAAUUUGGUCCUUUUGUGACUAUCGAUCGUUAUCAAAUAAGACGUGAGUAUCAGAAAUGAAGGGUAGAUUCAGCACUGUUGAUCUGAGGGCCAUCCUCACCGAAAUCAAGGACAGUGUUUUGGGCAUGAGGGUGGCCAAUGUCUAUGACAUCGACAACAAGACUUAUCUCAUCAAGCUGGUCAAAACUGAUGAGAAGAAGAUGCUGUUGCUUGAGUCAGGCACGCGGCUCUAUGCCACUUCUUUUGACUGGCCCAAGAACAUGAUGCCCUCUGGCUUCAGCAUGAAGCUGCGUAAACACCUGCGGACAAGGCGUCUCAUCAGCAUUCAGCAGCUGGGGUCGGACAGGAUUGUAGACAUGCAGUUUGGAGAGAACGAGGCAGCGUACCACCUUAUUGUGGAACUUUAUGAUAGGGGCAACCUGAUCCUGACAGACUAUGAGUACACCAUCCUGAACCUGCUGAGGACCAGGACAGAAGGAGACGAUGUCAGGUUUGCCGUCCGGGAAAAGUACCCCCUGGAACUGGCUCGCCCCCCUCAGCCUCUCAUCAGCUUAGAAAACCUAAGAGAAGUGAUGGUUGAGGCAAAGUCUGGAGAUGCCCUGAAGCGCAUCCUGAAUUCCAAACUAGUGUACGGUCCUGCAGUCCUGGACCAUUGUCUGUUGAAUGCAGGAUUUCCUGAAGGUGCCAAGGUGGGGAGAGACUUCGAUGUCUCGCAAGACCUGCCACAGCUCAUGGCAGCCUUGGUGGAAGCUGAGAAGUUUUUGGAGGCGUCAGGUUCACAGCCAUGUCAGGGCUACAUUGUGCAAAAGAGAGAGAAGAAACCAAAACAAGACGGAGGCCCUGCUGAAGAGUUGUUAACGUAUGCUGAGUUUCAUCCCUUCCAGUUCAAACAACAUGAGAAAAGCCCCUGUGUAGAAUUCCCUUCAUUUAACAAGGCGGUGGACGAGUUUUUCUCUCAGCUGGAGUCCCAGCGGCUGGACCUGAAGGCCCUGCAGCAGGAGAAGGUCGCCAUCAAGAAACUGGAGAAUGUCAAGAAGGAUCAUGAGCGCCGCCUGGAGACCCUGCAGAAAGUGCAGGAUGAGGACAAACAUAAAGCUCAGUUGAUUGAGCUGAACUUAGAUUUGGUGGACAAGGCCAUCCUGGUAGUUCGCAGUGCCAUAGCUAACCAAAUUGACUGGACAGAGAUUUGGGACAUUGUGAAGGAGGCACAGGCACAGGGGGACCCUGUAGCCUCCACCAUCAAGUCACUCAAGCUGGACAGUAACCACAUCACUCUGGUCCUCAGGAACCCGUUCUCUGGUUAUGAGUCUGACAGUGAGGGGGAUGAUGACAAGGCAGGGGUAGGGAGGGAAGCAUCCAGUGACCGGCCCAUGAAGAUUGACAUUGACCUGGCCCUGUCAGCAUAUGCAAAUGCCAAGAAAUACUAUGAUCAAAAGAGACAUGCUGCAAAGAAGGAACAGAAAACAAUAGAUGCCUCUGAGAAGGCAGUGAAGAAUGCAGAAAGAAAGACAAAGGAAACGCUGAAGGACGUGUCCACAGUAACCAAAAUAAACAGCAGAAAAACAUACUGGUUUGAGAAGUUCCUGUGGUUCAUCACCUCUGAGAACUACCUGGUGAUCGCCGGGCGGGACUCCCAGCAGAACGAACUCAUCGUCAAGAGACAUCUUAAGCCAGGUGACCUGUAUGUACAUGCUGACCUGCAUGGGGCCACCAGCUGUGUCAUUCAGAACCACUCAAGUAACUCAGUGCCACCCAAGAGUCUGAACGAGGCUGGGACCUUUGCCAUCUGCCACAGCGCAGCCUGGGAUGCCAAGGUGGUGACGAGUGCCUGGUACGUGCACCAUGACCAGGUCUCUAAGACUGCCCCAACUGGAGAAUAUCUGACCACAGGAAGCUUCAUGAUCAGGGGCAAGAAGAAUUACCUACCCCCCUCCCACCUCAUCCUUGGCUUUGGAUUCAUUUUUAAGGUCGAUGACUCCUGCAUCUGGAGACACAAAGAUGAGAGGAAAGUUCGCAUCGCAGAGGAAGACGAGGAAUCAGUGGCAGACUCACAAGCAACUGAAGGUGACCCUGAGGUAGAGGUACAAGAUGACCUUAAAAGCAGCAGCAGUGGCACAGAAUCUGGGGAUGAGGCAGCCCCAGAGAAAGAUGGUACAAACUCUGGGAACAAGGUGGCUCCAGAGGCCACUGGGGAACAAGGUACAGUCACUGUACAAGUAGUAGAGGAAGAGACAAAGAAAACCAAGGAAGAGGAGGAGGAAGAAGAGAGUCUGUUCCCUGAUACAGGCCUGACCUUCCAACAUGUUGGUGGUGGAAAUGCUGAAGAGUCCAUAAAUGGAAUUAAUGAUUUGGAAGGCUCAAAAGUGGAGGAGGAGAGAGACGAUGUGACAGAGGAGGUCAAGGAACAAAAUGGAAACAUGGCAAAUGGGGAAAGAUUUGAGCUGCACAGAGCCCCCAGUGAGACAACAGAAGAUGACACAAAGAUAUACCUGGGUGAUGAUGAGAUGUUAGAUCUUAACCAGAUAACUGGCAAUCCUCGUCACCAUCUUUCUGCAAAACAAAGAAAAGAGUUGCGACGUAAGAAGAAGCAGACCCCCCACGGAGAUGACGAAAGCGAGGAUACGCAGUACUUUGCUGACAGGUCUGGACAGGAGGAGAACCAGGCACCACACGGACAGCAGGAAAGGUCCAUGGAUAAUGUGGAGCAAAAGAACUCACAGUCACAGGAAAUUCAGCCCAAGAGGGGACAAAAGGCUAAACAAAAGAAGAUGAGGAAGAAGUACAAGGAUCAGGAUGAGGAGGAGAGACAGAUGAGGAUGGAACUUCUCAGGUCUGAAGGCAAUCCUGACAAGGAUGAUAAGAAGAAGAAAGGAAAGAAAAACAAACAGAAGGAACAACAGCAGAGACCACAGUCUGCACAGCAAAGAAAACAAGGAAAGGGAGGUCAGGCUUCACAUGCAUUCAAGGACUCUAUGGUCAUUCAUGAAGAUGAUGCCACUGUGCCAAUACAAGCCCAUGUACAAGAGGGAGAAGUUGCCAAGGAAGAGCCAGAGUCAGACGAGGAGAAAGAUGCUGUCCUGGCUGGGGAGAACAUCAAGCUAGUGGAGGCCUCGUCAGUUCUGGACACGCUGACCGGCUGUCCGCACCCUGAGGACAUCCUACUCUUCGCCAUUCCAGUGUGCGCUCCAUACUCCGCCAUGAACAACUUCAAGUACAAGGUCAAGUUGGUUCCUGGUUCUAACAAGAAAGGAAAAGUGGCAAAGACAGCACUGGGCAUGUUCACAUAUUCUAAGGAAGCUAGUUCUAUGGAGAAGGACCUCUUCAAAAGUGUCAAGGAUGCAGACUUGUCCCGGGGCAUCCCUGGGAAAGUGAAGAUGUCAGCUGCCAACCUGAACCAGCUCAAACAGAAGAAGAGAUGACGGCAUACUGUAAAUCUUUAAACUUCUGCAGUGGGCUUAUUUGGGUGGUGAAUUCAUGACACCGCAGAUUCAUUCACAGUAUUAUCAGAACCACCAGGAGAAAACAUCUUUCAGGAGAAAAAGUGCUUUGGUAACAAGGAACUGCAAGUUUUUUCUUGCAAAAAGCUGCAACAAGUCGUGAACUUAUUGUAAUUCAUAUCAAUAAGAGAUGAGGAAGGUUGCUACAAAGGUGAAAUUCUUUGACAAAUGAAUAUGAUAAAUGAUCUAUUAAGUCAGAAUUUUUUUAUGUAAGUCAGUCUUGUUAUAAGUCAAGUUUCAAACAACAGGGAAAAACGCUAAACAAGAAUGUCAGGAAGCUACCCUGUAUCAGGAAGCUACCCGUAAUAUUAUUCCACUCAUCACAACUUCUUUCCUGACAGUGCAUUUGCCAACACUUACUGGUGUAAGGUACAUUAAUCUCAGAACAAUACAUGUCAAAUGUAUGCUAAUGUAUACUGCAUACUCUAGUCUACGUUUAUGGAUUCAAAUUAAGUUAAACACAAUUAGACAGGUGUGCAUCUGAAUAGUUUUCAGUCACAUCUAUGACAAUACAAGGAAUUUGGUAGCUAUGUUAUACAUGUGUAUGUUCAAAAAUCUGUUGUCAAACAUAGCACUAAAUAGUAUUAAAGACUGGAGGAAUGAAAUAGCCCCAAACAUGUAUCAAUAGUUCCACACAAUUAUUAUAUGCUUAGCCUGCAGAUAUUUUCACAAAAGAAGAUUACAAAUAAAGGCUCCUGUGCCAUCGAAUCAUUCACUGAAGUUACUACAUUUACUCUUUCGUCCCAUAUUCUCGAAAAAGUCUCUUCUACAAUAAGUCAAUCUUAAAAGAAAUCUCAGGUUUGAAAGACAAUAUAGAAUUAAAAUACAGCUAUCAAAAUAGGAUGCAUAUUCACACUUGCUUUACAAAAUCUCAUUCAAAAUCUAGC
This is a messenger RNA of Branchiostoma floridae (Florida lancelet), 4490 nucleotides long. RefSeq names its product nuclear export mediator factor NEMF-like. Gene Ontology annotation, cellular component: RQC complex. Gene Ontology annotation, biological process: ribosome-associated ubiquitin-dependent protein catabolic process; rescue of stalled cytosolic ribosome. NCBI's taxonomy places the organism in Eukaryota, Metazoa, Chordata, Leptocardii, Amphioxiformes, Branchiostomatidae. The record is from RefSeq and is a predicted model, not a curated record. Gene Ontology annotation, molecular function: ribosomal large subunit binding; tRNA binding.